Brassica napus (rape) is the source of this 4635-nucleotide messenger RNA. Its product is annotated as putative F-box/LRR-repeat protein At1g56400. The coding region runs from base 431 to 1393 and encodes 320 amino acids. Lineage: Eukaryota; Viridiplantae; Streptophyta; Magnoliopsida; Brassicales; Brassicaceae. The record is from RefSeq and is a predicted model, not a curated record. The transcript has a single exon. Gene Ontology annotation, molecular function: protein binding.
CAUUAAUUGUUAUAAAACCUCAAAAUUAUUCUAGGUGUUCGAGUAAUGCCAAAGAGGCAUUACCAACUAAACAUUGUGAAGAGUUCAUAGUUAAAAAAGUUUAUUCAAUUAAUUAUUUUUCACUGAUUUAUGAAAAAAAAAAAUAAGAAAAGAUUUAUGAAAAACUAGAAUUGAAAUCUAUAGUCACAGGUCAUGCAAACUGUUGACUUUGGAGGUCAAAGAUAGGUUUCUAUAUUCAAAAUAUACCACUUAUAGAAGUUUUGUUCUGGAGACACCUCUCAGAUCAUGACUAGAUUCACAGAAUCCUAUCAUGCAACCCUAUCAAGAGUGUAUAUAUAAGCACUCUCUGUAGCGUCUAACAUAUCAGAUACAAAUCCGCAAACACCUCUGGCUUUCUUUCAAAAUUCUCCACUUUCUCUUGAUUACCACAAUGGAUCCGAGUGAUCAAGCAGACAUAAUCUCAAAUCUACCAGAUGUUCUUUUGGUCCUCAUCAUUUCAUGCUUGUCGUUCAAGGAAUGUGUUCAAACCAGUCGCCUCUCCAAGCGGUGGAGAUCUGUCUAUCUUCAGACGAGGAAUGUUUCUUUCAAGGAAUCCGACUUCUUGAGCCCUUCUGUCUACGCAAAUCCUAUAAGUUGGGUUAGGGCGAGGGUUGCGUUUGUUGAUUACGUGUGUAGCUGGGUCGCUAGAAUCGAUGAUCAACCCAUCGAUACAUUCGGGAUUUCUAUCUCGUAUCCAAAGAAAUACUUGGAUGUGAUCGAGUCCCUGAUAGCGUUCGCGGUCCGAAAAAGGGUCAAGGCCUUGGUUCUUGAUUUCUCAAACCCGGCGUGGACAACCUUUCAUGAUGUCAACCUUGAUGAGUUGGUUGUUGAAAUCCCCCAAAGCGUCUAUGAUCUUGCGACUCUCGAGUCGUUGAAAGUUGGCGCGUGCAAGAAGUUUGACCCAGCAAAACUAUCAAACCUAGGAAAGCUCAAAACCGUCUCUUUCGGCUGUAUGGUACUGACGAAUCUUGAACCUUUUCUAAAGACUUCAAGGGUUGAGAGUUUAACUAUCAAUGACUGUCGGGAACUUGAUUUCGAUACGAUAAAAGGGAAUAUGAGAGAAGUUGCAAUCAAAAACUGCGACUUUUCCAUUAACUGCACCUUUCACCUCCCUAGAGUUGACAUACUCAAGUACUCGGGAGAUCUUUUCUGCUUCGAAUUCGAUAAUAUGAAUACCAUCAUAAGCGAAGUUGAAUUUGAUUUCCGGGUGUUGGACAAUAACAAUGAUGAAAAUGAUUCGACCACCGCAGAAGGAGGCAUGCUUUGUCAUCUCCUUAAUAAUCUCCUUGAUGAUGGUGGUCGAACUGCUACGACCUUAACGGUCUGUCCGUUUCUACUCAAGGUAUGUCUUUAGAUUUACAUUACAUUUUCACGCAUUAGGUCAUUCAGUGUAGGCUCAUUUUAAUUCAUGGUUCUUUGAAAUUUUUGAAUACUUUGCCAUGUGGUAGUAAUUGUACCUAGUGAAAAGAAAUUAUGUUGAAUAUUUAGAUGUUGUAUAAACAGAUUAGAUAUUAGUAGUUUGUGAAAUUUAUUAGGUCAAGUGUGUGUGUGUGUGUUAGUGUUUGCGAAAUAUAGUAUUGGGAGUUUUGUAGAAUGAUAUUUUGAGCAAAAAAAACAAAUGAGAUUUUUUCUGUUAAAUAGAAAAUAGUUUUCUUAAAAAUGUUUUUUGAUAUUUUCUAUACUUUUGUAUAUAUUUUAUAUAUUAUAUUUUUAAAAGUAACAAUUCCUGUAAAACAAACAAAAAUCGUUUUUAAUUAAAAUCUCACAUAAGUUGAUUUUUGGUUUUUGUUCAUAAAUGAUCAAACAAAAUUGAAACUACUUUUCCUAAAUUUUAGAAAAAAAUUUUAUUAAAAAUUUGAUUGGCUAAUAAAGUGUUUUAGAAAAAAAAGAAUACCAAAAUCUGAAUCAUGAAAAUUUUAAAAAGUGUUUUUGAAAACCUAAAACCCAAAUAUGUUUUAGAAUCUAUAAAACAAGCAAUGCGUAUAUUUUGCAUUAGAAGACAAUAUUUCUUUCCAUAGUGUUAAUUAAAGUAAUUUCUUAGUGAAUAUAGAGCUAUACCCUAAAAUUUUAGCAUUAAAUUAAUGUAUAAAUUGAAUGUUUAGAAUAAAAUAGUGACAAAGUGAAUUUUUUCUUAUGUUAGAUGAUUCCAAGAUCUGAGCAUCCACAUUUUCUUCGCCCGAUGGAAACAAAACAUUUAGUGCUGAAGACGGAAUUGCAUCCGAGAGAGUUCAAUGGAAUUAGGCUUCUUCUCGUUAAUUGCCCAAAAUUGGAAACACUCACUAUAGAUUUGCUUCCUCCAAGCCCCAUUGCGGUAAGUUUUCUUAAUGUUAAUUAUAUAGCCUCAAAAAUGAAUUAUAUGUUACAAUAUAUAUAUGGAUCACUUCAUAUUAUUAAACCAUGCGACAAUGAUUUCAUAUUUCCCAGACCGCUUCAUCAUAUGCUGGCAUAGAUCCACAGACAUACUGGAUGCAAAACAUAUCAUAUGAGUGUCUGACAGAGACUCUGAAAGCAGUUGUGGUGAAGAACUUCACUGGUGGAGCAAAUGAGCUGCACAUAGUGAAGUUUUUUAUUCAAUCUGAAUGUGAGCAUCUGGAGAGAGUUGAGCUAUACAUGCCGUUUGAUUUGGACGAGGGUCGAAAGAUGUUUGCAAAUGCCAAAUCUGAAAUGCUGCAACGCAGUUCGAACCGUGUCCAAGUUGUUGUGCACAAUUCUUGAAGAGGUGAUCUAUUCAAGACUUUACUACCGGGUUUACUUUUCCAUUUAAUAAUGUUUUCAAGUCUGUUUUAAUAACUUCAAGAAUGGAUGUUCUUGUUUGAAUCUGUUAAGUUUGUUUCGGUUUAUUUGUUUUAUGAAUAAGAGCCUCAUGAAAAACGAGGACUUGGUUAUCUCUAUGAACCAAAGAAAAACUUUGAUCUCUUUUAAAGAUUUGGUUAUUGUUUCUUGCUUAAUUUCAUUUUAGUUCAUGUUCCGUUAUUGUUGUUCCUGCUUAAUGUCAUCUUUAGUUCGUAUUCGAUUUUGGUUUUGUUUAAUUCAAGGAAUAUGUACUAUAAAGAUGUAUAUGCAAGAACUCACAAUUUCUAGUUAAAACCUGUGGUUUUUCUUCUCUUUUUUUUUGCUUUUGGUGCAUCUUUGGCUUAGUUAAAUUGAUAAUGUAUCAGUUCUCUUGUUAUGAAAAUUGUUUUUUUUUUUUAAAAAAAAAUUGUUUAUAUAUUAAUUAAUUGAUAUUUUUUAUCUUGUUCAUAAGUUGAAUUUUUUUCCAAAUAUUUUUUUUCUUUUUUUGGCAUCUAUAUAUUUUGUGAUUUCAGUUUUGUUACUGAUGAGAUUCAAGAGCCUAUAUAUCUUAUCAAUAAAUAUAUAUAUCUUAUCAAAAAUUUAUCUCUCUCAUAUAGCCAAAUGGCUCUUUGCGUACAGGGUCUUAGAUGCCUGAUCAUUUGUCCUCCCACCCCAAAUGAGAUUCAGCUUGUCCUCGGUCUACCAUGAAUCAAUUUCAGUUAAGAAAACACCCAUAUUUUCCAUGUUGUUUGUCUCCUUCCUUCUUCUGUCUUUGCUCUUCUUCUUCGUGUUUUGUUUCGAAAUUUAAAUCUGCCCACAUUGGUAUGUAAAAAACCAAUAAUGAUCCUCCAAAUGCAACCAAAGAUCCUGUUGCAUUUAUAUGUAAUUUUCCAAGACAAACAUCACACACACACAUAUAUAUAUAUUGUCUCAUAGCUGAGCUCUAUAUUUCCUUUCCCCAUAAACUGCCUCAAGCUGGUGUAAUUCUGAUCAAUACUGGCCAAACAUAUUCACUUCAUCUCUUUCUCUUGAAGACUGUGCAUGAAACUCUUUUUUAGAAAGAAGCUCGAUUAAGAAAGGUUAAAUAAGAAUGAUCUCCCUUGAACGUGUUUCAGUUACUCCGUUUCUGAAGCUUCCAAGAAGCUGUUAUCUAUAGCAUGAUAUAAGAAAAACAAUGCACACAAACAACUCUAACCACACUGAGCAUCUAUAUAUUUUUAUUCCUAAAACCUAGAGAUAAAACUGACUGUGUUUUAAUAUCUUGCCUGGUUAGUGGUUAUACCAUACAAAGACACUGCCAAACAAAAGAAAAUCAAGACUUAAGGAAAAGGAUGGGAAUUAGUAACCAAACAAAUGGAAAACGUUAAAAAGCCUAAAAAUCGCCUAUAAAGUCGAAAAAAAUGCAUUGCAAAUGUUUUGUUUUGGCUACCGUUAAGGGAUUUUUUUUAAAAGGAUUUACAAAGAAACAAUUGACGUGAGGUUUCAAAAAACAGACGAAGAACCAAUUGAUGUGUUGGACCACGUGGUUACCCAUCAAAACAAACUUGACCACCCUUAUGAAACUCAUGAUGUGCCUGGUCCUAACUAAACCAAAUCUGUGGAAAAAUUGACCAUUAAAGGACAAAGAGAAUGCCAAUGUCUUUUACUUAGCUAUGCUUCAACUUGUCAAACUAGCUCUCUGCAUAGUAUCGGAAGCACAGUUUCAUCAAGUAUUCGCUAAAGCUUGUCACUAGUAAUAACAUCUGAAAUAGCCACGGAUGAGCCACCAAAUUUCUGUGGCUAUAAAAAAAGAGCCACUAAUAACCCACGAUAAAGCCACGAACC